Messenger RNA from Penaeus indicus, 933 nucleotides. Its product is annotated as eggshell protein 2A-like. The record is from RefSeq and is a predicted model, not a curated record. Bases 1 to 933 code for a protein of 310 amino acids. The transcript has 5 exons. NCBI's taxonomy places the organism in Eukaryota, Metazoa, Arthropoda, Malacostraca, Decapoda, Penaeidae.
AUGAAGUAUAUCAGGCAGCUGAGAUCCUUAAAAAAAGUAACGUAUAGUCCUGGAGAGUUAGAGCUCCAUGGGAAGAGAAAAGAGGAUUUCGGAGUGAGCCAAGAUGUAGAUUCUGAUAAGGCUAUUAGGAAUAUCAAAAGGAAAAAGGUUGGAAAUAGUUCAAUAGAACAGGAUUGCCUUUAUGUUUUGGCAGCAGUAGAUCGAGAAGACAAAUAUUCAGGAUAUCUCGUUCAGACCUCUCAGUUGUCAGUACACUUGCCAUUUAUCUGUACCAAAUGUUUUUAUGUCCAAUGCAUCCUCGCUUCUCGGGGCUGUCGAGGAUUCAAUGCAGGUUUUCGUAUAAAGGGGCUUGAGGCCCUAGACCAGCGCCCCCUCAGUCUUCUAGUCCUAGUCCACCCCACUAUCCUCUCAACCCUGACCACCUCCGGAAAAAGGCGCGGAGGAGACGAGGGCGGAGGAGACGAGGGCGGAGGAGACGAAGGCGGAGGAGACGAGGGCGGAGGAGACGAAGGCGGAGGAGACGAGGGCGGAGUAGACGAAGGCGGAGGAGACGAAGGCGGAGAAGACGAAGGCGGAGGAGACGAGGGCGGAGGAGACGAAGGCGGAGGAGACGAAGGCGGAGGAGACGAAGGCGGAGGAGACGAGGGCGGAGGAGACGAAGGCGGAGGAGACGAGGGCGGAGGAGACGAAGGCGGAGGAGACGAAGGCGGAGGAGACGGAGGCGGAGAAGACGAAGGCGGAGGAUACGAAGGCGGAGGCGACGAAGGCGGAGGAGACGAAGGCGGAGGAGACGAAGGCGGAGGCGACGAAGGCGGAGGCGACGAAGGCGGAGGCGACGAAGGCGGAGGCGACGAAGGCGGAGGAGGCGGCUUGACACGACCUCCUGCGUCUCUCUUGCCGCGCUCUCCUUUGUCUCCUAUCUAUCUACCCUGA